AUGAUUGAAAUACAAGCUAAUGAUAGGUUAGGUAAAAAGAUUAAAGUCAAAUGUUUACCAACUGAUACUAUAGGUGAUUUAAAGAAAACUAUAGCUUUACAAAUUGGUACUUCGAAUGAAAAAUUAAUAUUAAAAAAAGGUUAUCAAAUUUAUAAAGAUCAUAUAUCAUUAGAUGAUUAUGAAGUUCAUGAUGGUUUCAACUUUGAAUUAUAUUAUGGUUGA
Messenger RNA from Insectozyma verbasci, 222 nucleotides. Lineage: Eukaryota; Fungi; Ascomycota; Pichiomycetes; Serinales; Debaryomycetaceae. The record is from the annotation of a GenBank genome assembly.